AUGAGACAAUUAUUGUCUCUACGUCGUUCAUUAGUAUCAAUACGAUUCUCUUCGUAUUCCGUAUCAUCAGGAGCAACGGUGAGCCAUGACUGGCCAAAUCCACCUGUGCCUGCUGAAAAUGUUGAUGUUACAAUUGCAGGAGGUGGACUCGUUGGAAGUGCCAUGGCACUCGCCUUUGCGGCAUCUCCAUUCUUCAAAAACCGUAAAAUAGUCCUUUUGGAAUCUCAAUCCAAGUUACCGAACGUUUCCAAAAAUCAACCGUACAGUAAUCGUGUUUGUGCUCUAAACACUCAAUCAGUCAAUCUGUUUCGAAAACUGGGCGCAUGGGAUUUGAUGAAAUCGGUUCGUGUUCAAAAAGUAUCUCGCAUGCAGUUACAAGACGAGAAAGUAAAUCUUCAAACAGGACUAUUGAUUGCAGCUGAUGGGUAUCAGUCAAGUAUUCGUGAGAUGGCGGGGAUUUCAACAAUUCAAUGGAACUACGAUCAAUUCGGUAUUGUCGCAACCUUACAAUUAGCAGAUAAUACGCCAGAUAACGUUGUUGCCUGGCAAAGAUUUUUACCUACAGGUCCAAUCGCUUGUCUACCGUUAAGUAAUACACACAGUUCGCUGGUAUGGACAGUACCAAAGUCGAUGCAUAAGUCAAUGAUGAACUUAACCGAUGAGCAAUUUGUUGAUGAAAUUAAUAAAGCUUUUACAUCUGAUACUUACAAGCAAGAUGUGGUUGUUUCGAUGACAGAUCGUUUACGAUCGUAUUGGCAACAAAUUAUACCAGCUUCACCAACGAUAUCCCAAUGGCCACCAACGAUCAUCAAUAUCGAACCGAGGUCCAGAGCUGCUUUUCCUUUAUCGCUGCUCAAUGCAAAUCAAUACGUUCGUCCACGUCUAGCACUAGUCGGAGAUUCAGCACAUCGUAUUCAUCCGAUGGCUGGUCAAGGAGUAAAUAUGGGUUUUGGUGAUGUCGAAUGUCUCGUUAAAGUACUCGAACAAGCUGUUCGAGAUGGUGCUGAUUUUAAUUCUUUAACUUAUCUGGUCGAUUACGAACGACAGCGUCAAGCUCAAUGUUUAGCUAGAUUACUAUCCAUUGAUGCAUUGAACCGUUUGUAUUCAACGAAAUUCACACCAGUUGUUGCACUUCGAAGUAUCGGUCUUAGUUUUGUCAAUGAAUUUUCGCCAUUUAAAAAAUUUUUUGCAAAACAAGCGGCAUCAAGUACUUCAUGA
Adineta ricciae is the source of this 1218-nucleotide messenger RNA. NCBI's taxonomy places the organism in Eukaryota, Metazoa, Rotifera, Eurotatoria, Adinetida, Adinetidae. The record is from the annotation of a GenBank genome assembly.